AUGAAAACUGUCGACAAAAUAGAGCAUAUUGCGUUUUUGAAAGUGCCCAAGACCGGAUCUAGUACAUUAGCAUGUAUAUUUCUUAGAUUUGGCAUAAAGAAUAAGUUGGACAUGUACCUACCAAAGUCGACUGCAUUGGUUAGCCGAGAGAAACAGAAGCGUCUUUUAGAAGAGAAAAAGUGCUAUGACAUCUUCGUAAUACAUACUCAUUUUGACAGAAUGUUUUUCACGAACAUUGUCCGCAGAGACUCGGCAAUCAUUGGACUCGUUCGGGAACCAACACAGAGGAUUAUAAGUCAUGCCUUCUAUUUCAAGCCUCUAAGAAAGAGCAAAGAGAUGAAAAGUCUCUCUGAACAAGAAUACAUUCACAGAGUUCUAAGAAAUACGUCAAAAUAUGGAGCAGAAAAUGUUAUGGGCGCGUAUUUUGGAAUGGAAAAAAAACAUAGAAAGAAAGAUUAUAUUCAUCAGUACAUAGAAAGCUUGAAUUCUAGUUUCUCUUUGGUUCUUGUUUUAGAAAAAAUUAAUGAAUCUCUGAUACUUCUAAAGCGAAUUUUAAAUUGGUCCUUUGCAGAUAUUCUGUACGGAGCAAAGAAGGAGCUGGAAAGUAAAAUUAAACAAGGAGGGAAAGAUUUCCAGUCAGAAGUUCUACACUUCGAAAAUAUUUUACACAGUGUAAAAACGUUCUGUGGCAAAGCUGUUGAUGAUUCUAAAAUAGAGUUCCCAUCUUCUAAAUGGGAUCGAAGUUUUGAAGUACAUUCAUCAGAAUGUGAACUGAUAUUUAGGAUGGACGUUGGCAAAAUAAAGAAACGGUAUUAG
Messenger RNA from Mercenaria mercenaria, 816 nucleotides. RefSeq names its product galactose-3-O-sulfotransferase 2-like. Gene Ontology annotation, cellular component: membrane. The transcript is spliced from 2 exons. Lineage: Eukaryota; Metazoa; Mollusca; Bivalvia; Venerida; Veneridae. Gene Ontology annotation, molecular function: galactosylceramide sulfotransferase activity. The record is from RefSeq and is a predicted model, not a curated record. The coding region runs from base 1 to 816 and encodes 271 amino acids. Gene Ontology annotation, biological process: glycolipid biosynthetic process.